This is a messenger RNA of Apodemus sylvaticus (European woodmouse), 9545 nucleotides long. RefSeq names its product TEA domain transcription factor 1 (gene Tead1). Gene Ontology annotation, biological process: regulation of transcription by RNA polymerase II; embryonic organ development; hippo signaling. NCBI's taxonomy places the organism in Eukaryota, Metazoa, Chordata, Mammalia, Rodentia, Muridae. Gene Ontology annotation, molecular function: DNA-binding transcription factor activity, RNA polymerase II-specific; RNA polymerase II cis-regulatory region sequence-specific DNA binding. Bases 271 to 1569 code for a protein of 432 amino acids. Gene Ontology annotation, cellular component: transcription regulator complex. The transcript has 13 exons. The record is from RefSeq and is a predicted model, not a curated record.
GCGUCGCCGGAGCGCGGGCAGCUGCCCCGGCGCGCCCUGCCCGUCCCGGGAGCCGGCGAGGCCGGGUUAGGGCUGCGGGGCGCGGGAGUACUGCGGGGAGUACCGGCUGGAGUAGCGCGGGGGCGGCGGCCCAGCGCCCCGAAGUUUGCCGCGCCCGCUCGGGCGGCCGAGGUUUGUUUUCUUGAAAAGGCUCCAGGCUUCGGCUUGGAAAAUCCAACCGCCAAAAUUGAGCCCAGCAGCUGGAGCGGCAGCGAGAGCCCUGCCGAGAACAUGGAAAGGAUGAGCGACUCUGCAGAUAAGCCGAUUGACAACGAUGCGGAGGGCGUCUGGAGUCCUGAUAUUGAGCAGAGUUUCCAGGAGGCCCUGGCCAUCUAUCCGCCGUGUGGGAGGAGGAAAAUCAUCUUAUCAGACGAAGGCAAAAUGUAUGGUAGAAAUGAAUUGAUAGCCAGAUACAUCAAACUCAGGACGGGAAAGACAAGGACCAGGAAGCAGGUGUCUAGUCAUAUACAGGUCUUAGCAAGAAAGAAAGUUCGAGAAAUUCAAGCCGCCAUUAAGGUGUCUAGUCACAUUCAGGUUCUUGCCAGAAGGAAAUCUCGUGAUUUUCAUUCCAAGCUAAAGGAUCAGACUGCCAAGGACAAGGCCCUGCAGCACAUGGCUGCCAUGUCAUCGGCCCAGAUCGUCUCGGCCACCGCCAUCCACAACAAGCUGGGGCUGCCUGGGAUUCCACGCCCUGCCUUCCCGGGGGGUCCGGGGUUCUGGCCUGGGAUGAUACAGACAGGACAGCCAGGAUCCUCACAAGACGUCAAGCCCUUUGUGCAGCAGGCCUACCCCAUUCAGCCAGCCGUCACAGCCCCCAUUCCAGGGUUUGAGCCUGCGUCAGCCCCAGCCCCCUCAGUUCCUGCCUGGCAGGGCCGAUCCAUUGGCACAACCAAGCUUCGCCUGGUGGAAUUCUCAGCUUUCCUUGAACAGCAGAGAGACCCAGACUCAUACAACAAACACCUCUUUGUGCACAUCGGGCAUGCCAACCAUUCUUACAGUGACCCAUUGCUCGAAUCCGUGGACAUUCGUCAGAUAUAUGACAAAUUUCCUGAAAAGAAAGGUGGCUUGAAGGAGCUGUUUGGAAAGGGCCCUCAAAACGCUUUCUUCCUCGUCAAAUUCUGGGCGGACUUAAACUGCAACAUCCAAGACGACGCCGGGGCCUUUUACGGUGUGAGCAGUCAGUAUGAGAGUUCUGAAAACAUGACAGUUACCUGUUCCACCAAAGUGUGCUCCUUUGGGAAACAAGUAGUAGAAAAAGUAGAGACGGAGUAUGCGAGGUUCGAAAGUGGCCGAUUCGUGUACCGAAUAAACCGCUCGCCGAUGUGUGAAUACAUGAUCAACUUCAUCCACAAGCUCAAACACCUACCAGAGAAAUAUAUGAUGAACAGUGUUUUGGAAAACUUCACCAUAUUAUUGGUGGUAACAAACAGGGAUACACAAGAAACUCUCCUCUGCAUGGCCUGUGUAUUUGAAGUAUCGAAUAGUGACCAUGGAGCACAGCAUCAUAUCUACAGGCUUGUAAAGGACUGAACCUGGUUAUUUAUAUAGAGAGAUAUCUGUAUAUACACACACAUAUGUGCACACACACACUCUCCAUUAUUGAACGACUGACUGUAAACCUCACCACACAGGGUGCUACCCUGGCCCCCCAUCCAGGUCCCACCCUGACCUUUCUAAUCCUGUUCGAGUGAACUUAUUUUUUUUUCCAUGUGUUCAUGCUAUCAUUGUAGCUGUGAAGUUGUGAUGCAGUUUUUUGUGUAUUCCUCAGAUCUGCAACCCACAAUUCCUUGGGGAAGGUGAAUCUUACCAGCCUAAGCUAAGCCUCUCUGCAGACCUGUUUCCUGUUGUGGUAGAAAAUACUGAGACAGAGGAUUGGCCACGGGGCAUUGACUGCCUUUAUACAAAUGUAUUUAGUUCUUUUUGUGUUUUUUCCAACAUAAAAUUCUUGUUUUAAGAUACAAGUAAAAUUAAUCUUUAAAUAUAAAUGUAAAUUAGUACAGGAAAACUAAGAUUCUUUAGACUUAUCUUUGUAACUAAUUAGGGUGGAAGUUAUGGAAGAAUGUAAUUCACUAAAUUAUUUUUUAAAUGAAUUUUUCUUUCUUUUUAAAACCAAAUGUUAAACUAUAGCCUUAAGACAUACUUGGUUGAAAUAUCCUAAUGAGACAAAUUUGUACCUUCCCCCACCCCCAAGGUUAAAACUAAUACCCUAAUUCAUUAAACUCUUGAAACAGGUGUUACAAAGGAGGAAAACAUCACCCCUUAUCCUUAACAUAUAUAGUAUAUUUAAAAAUGUAAAAUUGUAUUGUACUAAUGUGAUAAUUCAUUAUUUAAUGAAAAAGAAAAGAUGGCUCUUUUUGCAAUAAGUAGAUAAUACUGAAACAAGUCUAAACUUACAAUGUUACAGUCUUGUGUGUGCAGUUACACUUUAUAUGGUCAACCAAAUUUUUUUAUGGAGACGAGUUCACAUUUGAACCACUGAAAUUUAAUAGCAAAUCUGAAAAUUGGCAUGAAUACUACUGCACUGUGAGUUGCAAAGGAUGCAGAAUCCUGUGGCUGGAAGGAAAUUGUCAUCAACCGAGCAAGCAGAAGGCUCAUCGGGCUUGGUGUCUCUGCUCCCCAGAAUGUCACUGUCACAAGCCUCCUCACUAGCCUGUGGAUAGGUUGUUGCUGGUAACGCAGUGUGCAUAGGAAGCAUCUGUGACUGUAGCUCUGUGUUCAUGCACAGGUGGACCUGCAGCUCUUCGAGCUCCUGUUUGUUGUCAGUUUGCUAGUUGCUUCUCACCUCUCUGCAUUAUAGACAUGGAUAUAUUUUCUCUAAGGGCAUCUGUCUGUAAGCCUCAGUGGCACUUUACGCAUAUUCUCUCUCUCUCUCUCUCUCUCUCUCUCUCUCUCUCUCUCUCUCUCUCCUUUUUAAGCAGAUUCCCUCAUUCUCUUACCAAGAGAAUAUCCCAAAGCAUUGCCCAGCAGAGUUGGUCUGAUGUGGCCAACCUCGGGUUACUUGCCUAAGUGCUUUUUCACUGGGAAGCAAGAAAGGUUACCCCUCCACUUCCCAAGAAGGUAAGAGGAAAGCAAGAGUUUCUUUACACACACUCACAUGUGUGAGCACACACAAACGUGUACACACAAACCAACUGUUAGGAAUAUGUAAACACAAUAGAAAUGAUACAAACUUUUUAUGUUUAAAAAAAAAAAGCAAAAAACAUGGCUUGUUUUUUGCACUAAGGCUAUAAAGCAAAAUUCUACAUCUACUAUGUCCAGGAGACACAUAUGCCUUUGCCCCAACAUCAGCUCUGACUGCUUAUAUUUUACAGCAUCUUUUGGUCCUCAGUGGGUGGGCGUGGCUGGCAUGUAGUUAAAGGAACCACACUGGAUUGACUGUCUCCUCCCAGCAGCAUCCUUCAUCCCUGGGAGGACCAGAGAAGAAUGUGCAAGAUCUUUCUAUUUGCAUUGUGCCUCCCUUAUGUAGGCCAAUGGGGCCCUGGUUCUCCUCAGGAGAACCGCCUAGGUUCCCUGUUUUAAGCCAGCUCUCAAAGGAAUGGCUAUCCUGAGUUUCACCUUUUAUCUGUCUGCAGACCAGGUGUUUAACAAUGUCUCCUGGAUAUGACAUUAAUUAAUCUUGCGGACAACCCUCUUAGGGAGGUUUCUUUAGCUUUGACUUCCUAUGUCUUUAUUCAAGAGGAACCCCCUGUAUCUUGAGACCAGGAGGAUAUGACUGAAUGGGUACAAAUGAUCUCCUGAGGCUAUAGGUCAUCUCAGAAUGUGAUGGGGGAGAGGCCUGCCGCUCAGGAGUAGAGCUGCCCCUCUGCACCACUAAGGCAGUGGGGACUUAUUUCCCAAGCACCAGCUAGAGUAUAGUGGUUGAUACUGGGUCACAGAGUCAGGGAAGCAUGUCUGUUCCCUCACUGUCUGUUCCUCUUCUUCCUAACACCUUUCUGGGAAGUAGUAGGUAGGGGAUGUGAAUGAUCUGACUGACUUGCUCUUAAAACAGCUAUAAAAUAAUUUAAUGUAUACUAACCCACCACUCCUCUCCCAUCUUUUUUUUUUUUUUUUUUUGAUUUGGUUUUUCCGAGACAGUGUUUCUCUGUAUAGCCCUGGCUGUCCUGGAAUUCACUAUGUAGACCAGGCUGGCCUUGAACUCAGAAAUCCACCUACCUCUGCCUCCCAGAGUGCUGGGAUUACAGGCAUGUGCCACCACUGCCCAGCUCUCUCCCAUCUUUUUCUUUUACACUCAACCCAUAUCUCCACCCCUCCCAACUCCUCAUUCUUUCUUGCCUUUAAAAAGAGAAUAACCUUAGUCUUACAGUUAUAUUGCUAUGAUGUUAAUAAUGCCCAAAAGUUGGGGGAUAAAGUGGGCUGUCCACAUCCUAGUCCAUCACUGAAGGCUGCGGGGGAGGAACCUGAGAAACAAGUUGAUACAGAGACCAUGGAGGAGCGCUGCUCUCUGGCUUGCCCUCAUGGCUUGCUCAGCCUGCUUUCUUGUAGAAUCCAGGACCAUCAGAGGGGUGGCACUGUGCACAGUGGUCUUCUCCCCCCACCCCCCAUCACUGAUUAAGAAAAUGCCCUGCAGGCUUGCCUACAGCCAUUGCUUAUGGAGAUAUUUUCUCAAUUGAGGUUCCCUUUUCUCAGAUGACUAUAUAGCUUGUGUUAAGUUGACAUAAAACUAGCCAGCACACCCACCAUGGCUAAUUUGUGCUGCCCAUAUACUCACAGGUGUGGGAUAUCCAUUGGAACAAGGUCAAGCCUGCCAGGAACCACGCUCUUAAACUGAGUUCUCUUCCCCAGAACCAUCAACUGUUAUUCGCUCCUCGGUCCUGGAAUGUUGACCCCCUUGUUCUCACGGUUGCUGUGAGUCUAUGAAUCCAAUGGCCCUGUCUUGUCCAGAAGGUGCUGUUUUGCCCCGUACGCCCCACCCCACCUCCUGUUGUUAUAAUCUCUGCUCUGUAUUCAGCACUGGCAGCUAUAAGAUCUAUAAAUCUUGUAGAAUUUCCCUGUCUUAAUCAGUGACCCAAUUAUCCUAAAAUUGCUUUAUUUCCCAAGUGAAAGCGUGCGUUUGGGGUGGGAGGUCUGCCCUCUCUUCUCCGCUUCCUAAAGCUAUGGUACCAUUGCUGGGGCUUGCCCUCACCCUACUCUCCCCAGUGCUGUCUCACAGUGACUGGGACAGAUCUGUCACGGACAUAAUAUAGACAUCUUGCUUAGCCACUGCGUAGUUUAGAGGCAACAUUUCCAAUGAAAGAGACAUAAAGUGAACCUAAAACUUCUUCAGAACAUGUCUUGGGACCCCCCACGCCCCCCAUAGUCCAGCUAACUGGAGGCCAGGGACAUUUUGGACCAGUUGAUUGGCUGUACCCUGUGCACCAUCAGAGGAUUGAGAAUUCCUGGCCACUUCACAGGUCUCCCAGCUCAUUGCCCUGGGUUGUGCAAGGUUCAACCUUAGUUGAAAAUGGCUACCCUUUCUCUUACUAAGUCACAUUAGCAUAUUGAUAACCAGUUUUUCUCCAAUCCGUGACCCUCCCCCUCCCUACCCCACCCUACCCCCCAGUUUUUUAAGGUCAGGGAGAACCAAGUGGCAGGAUUCUUCAGUAGCAUCUUUUCUUCUGUUAGAGGCUUCUCCUGCACAGCCACCAUCUCUUUCCUGCUGCUCUUUCUCUCCUGUCAGGGGAAAGCUGGGGACUGCUAACUAGCAGCCUCCCUAUGGCCAUCUUACUCCUACUUAAAGAACAUUUCUGAUUUGACUUACAGCCUACUCUUUCCCCGGGCUUAAAAAGAGAACACCCUCUCCCCCACCUGGUUCUUUCUCACACACACCCCCCCCCCAGGCUCCUCCUCCUCCUUUUCGGUAUAGGGUUUAUCUUUUCUACUCUGCUUCUGCUGUCUGCCUCAUGCCCCGUGCUAUCUGUUGUAUCUCUUCCAUCUUUAGGGAUGGAGCGAACUAGUCUGGAUCUGUUCCAGAAGGUGCCUCGUUCUCAAACUAAAAGAGAGCAUGGUCCAUUCCCCUUCAUCUUGAAGGGAUGAGAGGUGCCUGGUCCAGUCUCUCAGCUAUUUAGUCACAGGACAAGGGUGAGGGCUUCUCUUUCAUUCAUCUUCAGCCUCUCCUGGGUGGAAGCCGGCUUCCUUUGGUGCUCUGUGCUUAAAUGACCCCUGAGAAUGCAUGGACAGAGUCAGCUCAGAUCCCCUAUAGCUGUCUGGGGACCAUAAGUAGAUGGCUAGGCUGAUGCGCCUUUUGUUUCCUCAGAAGAUAAUUCUCCAGCCACAGGCUUUGAGUCAAAUUUCUAUUUACCACACAUCCCAGCAGCAAAGUCCUGCCCACACACCAGCCAAAAGAAAACCCUCAGUGUUAAAAUCCUUCAGAGGACAUUGAGAUCCAGAUCUUCAGACUUCAGUACCGCAGUGGCGUUAGCCAUCCUUUUUAUACAACCAUGUAUUAUUGAAGUCACCUGACGGUCAGUUGUACAAACCGGGUACCUGUAAUUUGUAUAAUUUUGUAUUUGCUCUGGCGUACCAUGCUUGUCCUAAGGAAGGGUAGGAAACCUGUGUGUUGGCAUCCUCACCUGUAACAUUAGGAGGAGGAUGUUUGAGUUGCUGGCCUCUUCUAUGUUGAUGUUUCUGUGGCUAAGUCCUGCACGUGUCAUUCCUGAAAAGCCUUAAAUCUUAAGAGAAGUCACGUCGCAGGGUAUCAGUGUGACAGGCUGCCUGGGAACCAUGAGCCCUUUUGUAAGCUGGAAGCGUUUCUCUUACUACUGUUACUUUUCAUAGUUUUCAGUUCACAGCUGCCAAAGCCUCCCAGUAAAGCAGUGCCUUAGUAAUACCUUGUAGCCGCCAGCCUUUUCUCAACCUGUUCUGGGUGUCCACUUGCUAAUUGGCCCCAUAUCAGAAGCAGGACAAGCCAAAAUCAUUCUCAUUUGUGUUUCAAAAGCCCGUUUUUAAUUCCAGUUCUAUAGGAAGCUGAUGACUUGGUUUCAGACAACCUGAAUCAGAACCCAAGUCGAUUCUUUGACCAUGCUCUCACGUUCGUAUCCAUACCAAAACUAAAGGCUGCAGCGCUGCAGCUUACUAUGAAGAGCGAAUUGUACUUUUCAUUGAUGCCUUUUUCAAUCCAUGACCAAAUACUUAGCUAUUUGUGAAUCUUCUGCACUCCAGCUUGAAAGUGCCUUUGGCUCGAGAUUCCAGCUUAGAAAGUGCCACCAUAAUAACGACAAUUUGUAGAGAGACCAAAAAUAUUUUGAGAUCACCAUAAUGCCUUUGGUUAACUGGGAUGAGUAACCAACCGCAGGCUUGUAUUCUUGAGAGCACCAAGCACCGUGUGGUCCCUGCCUCCUGUGAGUCUGCUGCCAGUGGGGAGCCCCACCACCGCUGUCCUGCACGGCACAGUGUGGCAGUGGCGAGCCCUGCAAACUGUUGUGUCUGUGUGUGCCACCUCUCCCCGGCAUGUCCACCAGCUCGUCACCCAGCGUCCCUGGGAAGGAACUUACGCACAAGCACCCGACUCCCCGGCCAGUGGGUGGACACCAUGGCUCUGCCUUCCCCCGUGUCCAUGUCCAGACUGUAGAGACUCUCGUCCACUGGAACGACAGUGCGCACUUGCCUGCCUACAUGUUUGGUUGUUGGAAGCCUCGCAUUGAGAUGACAGUGCAGAACAAAAAUUAAAAAUGGGUUCGUUAGGGUCAUUGCAGUUGAAGUGUCUGGGCAGUUUUGCCGGCUCCAGAUAUCCAAAUGUGCUGUGAGAGACUUGUGAAGAGCACACGAUUUGCAAUCCGGCAUUUUCAAGGAUGUUCGAGUCCUCAACCGACUCUUUAAAGUGUGUGUCAGUUUAGAGUAAAACUUUUUUGCAUCUGGAAACCCCAUACCGUAAGGAGAAAGAACAAAGGAGGCAAAAAGAAGCCAGGAAAAAAAAUAGUUGUUGUUUUUUGUUUUUUUCUUUUUCUUCCUUUGCUGAUGUAAGUGUAAAAGUAAUGACAGACAACUCUGAAAGUUAGCCUCAAAGCUCUACCACGCAGUUCUCUCGCUCCCUCCCUGGUGUCUAAGGAAUAGCCGCUCCGGCUCCCAAAUUGCCCGAGUGAUUUGUAUCCAACUCCAAGUUGUGAGUAUGUAUAAAAGUCCAGUUUUUUUUGUUUUGUUUUGUUUGACAACUAUCAAAUGAAAAGGAUAAUUUCUCAGCACAGGUUAGAGUUAGUAGUUUGCUGUCUUGUACUCCUCCCUGGCAGGGACACACCACAACUUGAAGAACUUAGUCAAAUGUGUGUUCUCUUGUGCCUCUUUCUAGCCAUCGCUGUCCUGUUUGCAGUAGUUUUCUCUCCUGAACUCUUCGCCCAUAUCUUUUAAAAUGAAGGUUUUUGUAUUUUAAAUUUACUGUGUUGCAAAGGGUAGGCCCCACUGAAGUCACGCACCAUUAACUGAGAUGAGAUAUUUGUAUUUAUUGUCCCUUCCUAAGUCGUAGCUUGUUUUCUCUGUGAAUCUGCAUUGGGUCCCAUGUCCCACACUACAUCAUUUUAGAUAAAAGCAGCCUCUGUGUGUGUGUGUGUCCCCCACCCUAUUCAUUCACCACUGUGGGGUCAGGGCCCCCUAGACUCAGCCCUGCUCACCCUGACCCUGGUGGUUUUACCACAGACAUUCUGUCUCUUCUAAGAAAGGCGGUCAGAAUCCACACAUCCAUCAUGUUAGAAAGCCUGUCUAUGAGUUUUGUGUUUUUCUUUUUAAAAUUAAUUGUUUUCUGUGAUUAGUUUCAAUGUGUAAAAACGAUUAUUAACUGCACUUCUUUAAAAAAGAAAAAAAGAUGUACAUCUCCUGUUACCUCCUUGAAAGAUCAACAGCUCUGGGCCUUUUUCAGUGGGCUUAUGACUUCAGACAAGGGGAAAAAAACAGUAAAAACAAAAAUAGUACGUGCCUGAAAAAUGACAAAAAAAAAAUCUUUUUGUAACAUUUAAAAAACCUGAAAAGCCUUUACUUCUUUGAUAUGCUCAAAUUUUAUGUAAAUUGGUUUUUGCCACGUGUGUUCCUUCAGAUUCUAAGCGACUUCAUGGCUUCUCUGUUGUCUCUUGUGUAAAGUGUAUAGGAUGGGCUUGUGGCGUAAGCGUUUCAUCUGGUCAGUGGCUGUUUUGGUCCUGUACUGCUGCUGGGGCUGGGCCGGAACCUGAGCCUCUGGGUGACGGGGUUCCCCUUGGGGAGACUGUGGAGAAGAGGGUGAGGCGGCUCCUUCGUGUUCUCUUAAACUGUUUGCAGAAACUUUCAAAAGGCAUUUGGCCAAACCUCCCGCAGUACAGUGUUCUCGUAUUUGUUAACGUUUGUGUUUAGGUACUGGUACCUUUGUUUAAAAAAAAUGUUCUAAGUGUUGGCUUUAAAGUGAAUUUAUCUUUAGUAUGAUAGUUAUAUGAAAAUUAUAGGGUUUGUGUGCAGAGAAUUUUUUUAUAAAGUGCUUUGUAAAAAAAAAAAAACAAAUGUAUUCUAGCUUUCGCGGUACAUAUGUGUGAUAACUUUAAUACCCAUGACAGUUAAGUGCAAUUAUUUCAUCA